This is a messenger RNA of Selaginella moellendorffii, 3238 nucleotides long. RefSeq names its product U-box domain-containing protein 43. The coding region runs from base 100 to 3141 and encodes 1013 amino acids. NCBI's taxonomy places the organism in Eukaryota, Viridiplantae, Streptophyta, Lycopodiopsida, Selaginellales, Selaginellaceae. The transcript is spliced from 3 exons. The record is from RefSeq and is a predicted model, not a curated record. Gene Ontology annotation, molecular function: protein binding; ubiquitin-protein transferase activity. Gene Ontology annotation, biological process: cell surface receptor signaling pathway; protein ubiquitination.
UUUUGUCUUGCGCGAUCACAGGUAUGGCGCAUUCUCGGCCUUGCUCGGUGACGGCUAUGGCGCAUUCUCUGCGGCGCUGACGGCACUCUCGCAUCGAGAAUGCUGCCGGGGCGAUUUGGCGGCGUUGUUCUAGCGCCGGUGUCGGAGCUCCUGGCCAGGGUUCUCGUCCAGAUCGCAGAGACAGUCGUGGCGGCGAAGGAUGUGCUCAUCGAGAAGGAGAGCUUCAGCCAAUUGGCCAGGUAUUUGGAGAAGAUCCGGCCGCUGCUGGUGGAGCUCCAGGACAAGAUCGCGGACGAUGUUCCUCCGCUCAGGAAAUCGCUCGAGACCCUGAGCAAGGAGAUGAGGAAGUCGCAGGAGCUCAUCGCGCACUGCAGCUCCAAGAGCAAGAUCUACUUGCUCAUCAAUUGCCGCUCCAUCGUCAGCCAGGUCCAGGGAAUCACCCAAGAGAUUGGGCGGUGCUUGAGCCUGGUGCCAAUGGCGAGCAUGAAUCUCUCGGCCGACACGAGGCAAAAUGCCAUGGGUCUUCUCCAGGACAUGCAAAGCGCACAGUUCAAGGCAACUCUCGCGGGGGAGGAGAUCGUGGGAAUGAUAGAGAAUGGAGUGAGGACGCGUCGUCUUGACAGUAACUUCUCCAAUGAUCUGCUGCUACAAAUCGCUCACGCGGUUGGGGUUCCAGUGAAUCCAGUGGCUCUUCGCCAGGAGCUCUUGCAGUUUAAGAAGGAGAAGGAGGAGAUAGAACUCCACAAGGACCAGGCCGAGGCUUAUCAACUCGAGCAGAUAAUUGGGAUCUUAAACGCGGCCGAUGCCGCGACCACGGCAGCCGAGAAGGAGUCGACGUACAGGAGGAAGAAGAGUUUCGGGGGGAUUCACGCUCUACCUCCACUUCAAACUUUUUGCUGUCCGAUCACGCAGGAAGUCAUGGAGGAUCCCGUGGAGAUAGCUUCUGGACAGAUCUUCGAGAGGAGUGCCAUAUCGAAGUGGUUCUCGGCUGGAAAGAGGACGUGUCCGACAACCAAAGUGGAGCUGGACUCGCUGGAAGUGAAGCCGAACUUUGCUCUUCGCCAGUCCAUCGAGGAGUGGAAGGAGAGGAACGUUAUCAUCGGUAUCGGAGUUGCGCGGUCGAAAAUUCUUUCGGAUAACCAGGACGACAUUCACAGUGGUCUUCGUGACUUGCAGAAGCUAAGCGAAGAGAAGUCCCUGCAUCGAUACUGGAUUGCCUCGGAGCGCCUCAUUCCUGAAAUUGUAAGGCUUCUCAAAGAUGGCGGACGAGAUACAAGGAGAAGGGCUCUAGAAACGCUGUGCAGUCUUGCAAAGAGUGACGAGAUCAAGGAAGAAAUCACGGCAGAAAGCGCCAUCCCGAUCAUCGCUCGCUCUCUAGCUCGUGACGUCGGGGAGAGCAGGCAGGCUGUAGCACUGCUGCUAGAACUGUCGAAAAUUCCUACGAGCUUGGAGCAAAUAGGAAAGGCUCAAGGCUGCAUUCUGCUUCUGGUGGCCAUGCUGAGAAGUGAAAAUUCGAGCGCGGUGGAAGAUGCUCGACAGCUGCUGGCAAACUUGUCCGGCACUGACGCCAACGUUAUCCAGAUGGCCGAGGCGAACCAUUUCGGGCCCUUGAUCUCACGUCUAGAUGAAGGGAGUGACGCGACAAAAAUUCUCAUGGCAACUGCGUUGUCGGAGAUGAGCUUGACGGACGAAAGUAAAGCUACGCUUGGCAAGACAGGAGCAAUCCAGCCUCUGGCGAGCAUGCUCUCUUCUGGUAAGCCUGAAUUCCAACAGCCAGCUCUUGGAGCUCUUGCGAGCUUGUCAACGUAUCCUAGCAACAGGGAGGCCAUGAUCGCGGCAAAUGUGCUACCUCCGUUGCUCCAGCUAUUGUUCUCCAUUGCCUCGGUGGUGAUGGCUCUCAAAGUACAGGCCGCUGCUACGAUAGCCAACAUUUCUUCGUGGGACGGUAGUGUAGCUGGGGACCAAGGGGACGUGGUAGACAAGUUUAGGAUUCUCCAGAGUGAGGAUACAGUGGCUCGACUUCUCGCGAUGCUCAAGCUCACGGAUCCUUCGGUGCAAGCUCACAUACUAUACGGACUGGUGGCAAUGUGCUCGAGAAGCAGCGCCAAGACUCUCCGACUAAGUCUGAGACACGCAGGGGCCAUGGCGCUGCUUAUCAGCUUGUUUCUGGAAGCCGAGGAUCAAGAGGUUAGAACAGGUUCCUUGAAGUUGGUGUUUUGGAUCUCCAGGGAUACCACAGGCAAGGAUCUGGCCUCGCACGUAGACUCUCCAUGCAUGGAAGCUCUAGUGAAGUUCAUCACCUCUUCGCAAGACGCUGGAGCCAGCAGCGCUGCCUUGGGAAUCAUUGGCAUUCUCCCACAGGCGGAUGCUCAAGUCAUGCGGCUCCUCCAACAAGCCAGGGUUUUGCCUGCCGCCAUCGACGCUCUCUCCGAAGCUCUGUCCAGGAUCUCGACCAAGGAACCAUACAACACUCUCCUCGAGAACGUAGCGGGAGCGCUGUUACUCUUCACGAACCCCUCCAACGUCGAGGUGCAAACGCAAGCCGCCGGAGUUAUACCAUCGCUGGUGAGGCUGCUAGAGGUCGGGACGCCGCUAGCAAGGUCCCGGGCAGCCACAGCGCUGGGACAGUUCUCGGAGAACUCGGGCAAGCUGAGCUCCAGAGCUCCAGCUUCCAGAGGCUGCUGUAGCCUCUUCGGGCCUCGCCGCGACUUGGGCUGUCCAGUUCACGGUGGCAAGUGCUCGGUGCGAUCGUCAUUUUGCUUGGUGGAGGCGUGGGCGAUCGCGCCGCUGGUCCAGACGCUGGGUAACGAGGACGGUCUCGUUCACGAGGCUGCGCUUGGGGCCUUGACAACUUUGCUCUACGAUGAUACGUGGGAGAAUGGAGUUCACGUCAUCGCGCAAGCGCAGGGCGUGAGGCCAGUGGUGCGGCUGUUGACGAGCGGGAGCGCGGGGGCCAAAGAGAAGGCGGUGUGGAUGCUGGAGAAGUUCUUCCGGUUUAGAGAGUACCAGGAGGAGUAUGGCAGGGCGGCCCAGAUGCCACUGAUUGAUCUCACGCAGAGAGGUAGCGCGUCGACAAGGCAGCUUGCUGCGAAAAUCUUGGCUCAUCUGAAUGUUCUUCACGACCAGUCGUCAUACUUUUGAAAAAAUCAUCCUAGAUUUCAACCAUGCGAUGAUGGAAUAUAGGCUUUUAAAUAUAUAAAGACAAGCUCCAGCUGGAGCUCCACCUUCUCAAGCCAAA